This is a messenger RNA of Plutella xylostella (diamondback moth), 1708 nucleotides long. It is a transcript of the gene escl, whose product is annotated as embryonic ectoderm development protein escl. The record is from RefSeq and is a predicted model, not a curated record. Lineage: Eukaryota; Metazoa; Arthropoda; Insecta; Lepidoptera; Plutellidae. Gene Ontology annotation, molecular function: protein binding.
UGAGUUGUUGACGUUAAGCAUUUUUAGGUUAGAAUUCGGUUUUACGGACGUUUAUUUUCAGCAGAAAUAUAAUAUUUUUUCGUAUCCAGUAUUAUAUCGGUAACUCAUUCCUACAAUUUAUUAAGUGUUACGUUCUAGGAUCAAUGAAUUUCUCUGAUAAUGAAGCCGAUGAUACAUCUAGUGUCGGUAGUACCUCAAACACAGACAAUACCUCAAGAAGUGAGACUCCGACUAAUCCUCGGUUAAAAAAGCGUAAACGGGGCAAGAAGAAGAACACAACAAAGCAAGUCAAACCCCCAUACAAGUUCAAUUGCAGUGCAAAGGAGGACCAUGGCCAGCCCCUGUUUGGAUGCCAGUUCAACCACCACCUCGGCGAGGGGCAGCCGCAGGUGUUUGCAGUGGUCGGCAGCAACCGAGUCUCCAUAUAUGAGUGCCCGGAGACUGGAGGGUUCAAGUUCUUGCAGUGCUAUGCUGACCCUGAUGUUGAUGAAACUUUCUACACAUGUGCAUGGUCAUAUGAAGAAGAAUCAAUGCUGCCUCUACUAGCUGUGGCUGGAUCAAGAGGCAUCAUCCGCAUCUUCCAGCCAUCCACACAGACGUGCAUCAAACACUAUAUUGGCCACGGCCACGCUAUCAACGAAGUCAAGUUCCACCCACGAGAUCCAAACUUACUGCUCUCCGCUAGCAAAGACCAUGCUCUGAGACUAUGGAAUAUUGUUUCCGAUGUAUGCAUCGCUAUCUUUGGAGGGGUGGAAGGCCAUAGAGAUGAGGUGCUGAGUGCUGACUUUGAUCUGAAAGGUGAAAGGAUAAUGUCAUGUGGUAUGGAUCAUUCUCUGAAACUGUGGAGGUUGGAUAAGCCGUCGAUGAAUGAAGCCAUCAAGCAGAGCUACACAUUCAACCCUCACAGGGCUCUGAGGCCCUUCAACUCGCUGAAGGAGCAUUUCCCCGACUUCUCGACACGGGAUAUUCAUAGAAACUAUGUGGACUGCGUUCGGUGGAUGGGUGAUCUCAUUUUGUCUAAGUCCUGCGAGAACUCAAUAAUCUGCUGGAAGCCGGGCCGGCUGGAGGAGACCGACCCGCGGCCCGGAGACAGCGCCGUCACCAUGGUGCACCGCUUCGACUACAAGGAGUGCGACAUCUGGUUCAUACGGUUCGCCGUGGAUUAUUGUCAGCGGGUGAUAGCGCUGGGCAACCAGUGCGGCAAGGUGAUGGUGUGGGAGCUGGCGGCGGUGGCGGGCGGCUCCAAGUUCUCCCACCUCGUUCACCCGCGCUGCGCCGCCGCUGUGAGGCAGGUGACGUUUUCCCGUAACGGCAAGAUCUUGGUGGCGUGCUGCGACGACGGCACCAUCUGGCGCUGGGACCGCGUCAGCCACUCCAACAACAUAUAGACUAGACCUAGACCGACUAGAUCACCUAGAUCUAAACCUAACACUUAGGUGACACUGAUGAGCAUUCUAAUUAAGUUCUCCAUGAAAUCUUCGUUGUAUGUAGAAUGUCCUAGUUAUAAUUUAAUUAAUUAGUAUCAAUUUAAUUUUCUUAUAAUACUUGACUGACAUGGAAAUCGAAAUGACUGGCCGCAAGUUAUCCCGCGGGUCUCUGUUUAAGUAAUGAAUGAAUCCUAUGCAUGAAAUGUAAGAUAUUUGUGAUAUCAUAAUUUUAAUCUUGUUUUAAGACUGGUUUAGUCAAAUUAAACUUUUUUUUUCUGUAA